AUGGAGAGUACUAGUGGUGCUAGUCGUGAAACUACUCCCGAGUCUGUUACAGUAGUUGGUGUGAUUGACACGUCUGAAAGCUCAUGCGAAAUAACAUCUGACUCUGAUGGUUCUGGAAGUUCGAACGAGUUUCCAAAGUGUACUUCUGCAUGGGACUGUCAUUUUGUCGACAAACUGGGGGUCAGAUAUAGACAAUGUGACAUCUUUGAAAUAAUCUUAAAUCAAUGGCGUUUAUUUAAUUUGUUUAAAGAGGACUAUCUUGAAGUUGAAAGUUGUCUCAAAGCUUGUGAUUUAGAGGCUAAUUACGAUUCUUUAGAAGAUAUACCUGUUGAAAAAGCUUUUGCGCCAGAGGUUCAAUGGAGAACGCGCGUUCAAACCCAAGAGAACGACAUUUUAAGAGAGCCCCUGGUUUCAAAAUGGUUUUUAGGGAAAUUGACAGAAAUAAACCGCUGCAUAGCUUCCAUAAUUUCACAAAUUAAGCCUGGUGGAGUUGUAUCGGAAUUAAAAUAUCAGGUUUUGUUUGAAAAAGUGCUGCAGGCUUUUGGUUUAACAACUUUGAGCGAUCCAUUUAUAGUUACACAAAAAGCUCAAAUCCUGGGUAGAACUACAUCAUCAAAAGCUGAUAUUUUGUGUUGUCGAGAUGAUUUGGUACACCCAGUUAUCUUUGUCUGUGAGUCAGUACAUGAAAACUGUUCAGAGGUAAAGAAAACCUUAUCCAAAGAAGAUGAUGAUUUGUCCCCUCCCAAAAAGAAACUCAGAGCUAGCUCCUUACAUGAUGCUGAGACUUCCUACAUUGGAGACCAAAGGAUUUGGUCUCAGCAUAUUGGUGAACUGUUUGUUUACCUAGAAUUAUCACCAAUAUCUGAUAGAAUACUUGGCUUUACCAUUGAGAAGACUUGGAUACGAGUAACCUUUCUCAAAGUUCAUCCCACUGGUGUGCAGAAAAUUCAAAAUACACCUGUAAAUAGACCUGGAUCAUUGAAGCUGAAUGAUGGAGAGUAUCCUGAAUUUUACUUCAGCAGACGCUACAAUUUUUUAAAAAGACAAGAUCGCAAGGAUCUGUUUAAAGCUCUUUUGCUCAUAAAGAUAAUGGGAGUAAGAAGAGAGGCAGCUCGAAAGAGUUGAGAAUUAAUGGCAGUUAAGUAAUAAACUGGAAAUGAAAAAAAGGUUCAUACAGCUAAUGAUGUUUUUCUGGAGAACAGCCACAGCGUAAUAAAAAGAAUAAAAUUUCAGGUGCAGUUUACCCUAAAUUACCAGAGAUUUUGCAGAAAACCUAAAUACAUGUAUUCUGAAUUUAUUUAAGAAAAAAAGGUGAAAAAUCAAAUGAUUUUUCAUGCAAAUAUACAUAGAUGUUAUGCUUACAAGUAAAAGUGCACACAUAUAUAUGGUUUUAUUUUCUUUCAAAAAGGGAACUGAUAGUUUGGAAAUAUUUAGAAAAACUGUAAAUUACGUAUCAAAACUUUGAGAUAACAAAUAUGUUUAUAUAUUUUUAGCUGACCUGAGCCUUCGGCGCAGGUGAGGUUUUCGGAUCACAUUUUGUCCAACGUCAGUCUGUUUGUCCACCAUCACAGUAGCUCAGUCGGUAGAGCACUCGAUCCGUACAGGCAAAGGCCGUGAGUUCGAAUCUCGGCUGUGACUGACCUAAGUCGAUAAAAAUUAGGAAGCAACUGUUCCUUCGCCAGGUGCUUUGAAAGUGUAAGUUGCGGGUCCUUUGGAUGAGACCUUAAAAACCUAGGCCCCGUGUCCCACAGGCAUUGGCACUAUAAAGAUCAUCCCACACUGCUCAAUGGCCCUGAGUGCCGAGUAAAGGUCUUAAUUUGAAGCCCUUCACUGGUAUAUCGUGAAGUCUCUAUAGGAGUGAAAAAUUCUUAAAUGGGACAUAAAACGACAUACAAUCAAUCAAUUGUCUGUCCAUCAAGCUAUCCCUCUGAAACUUUUCACAUUUUUGACUUCUUCUCAAGAAUCAGCAGGCCAAUUUUAACCAAACUUGCUACAAAGUAUCUUUGGAUAAAGGGGAUUCAAGAUUGUUCAGAUGAAUAGCCAUGCCUUCUUUUAAUUGGAGCUAAUUAUGAGUUGAAGAAAAAUUAAUGGCAUCUUUUAAAAUUCUCAACCACUGAGCAAAAAAGCUGAACUUAUUUGAAACCAAUCUCAGGAACAGUAGAUCCAAAUUUGUUAAAAUCAUUACCCCCGGGGUAUACAAGGGCCACAAUGGGCCAUCACAUUUUUAUAUAAGAAUCUUAUGGGAAAACUUUGCUUGGUCUUAUUUGUAUGGAAGCUUCCUCAGGAAGUGUAGAUUCAAGUUUGUUCAAAUCAUGACCCCAAGGGUAGGAUGGGGCCAGAAUGGGUGAUGAAAGUUAUUGUAUAAUAGAAGAUGAACUUACAGGAAAAAAUCUUGAAAAAUCUACAUAAGCCAAGAUUAGUCUUAGAAAUUUGGAAGAAAUAUAUUUUUAUUUUUUUUUCCUUUUUAACUUUAAAAAGGUUUUUUAAAUCCGUUUUGUUACCUUAUGGUGGUCCUCCAGAAAAUUGCUCUCAGCUUUAUGAAACUUGAAUUGUUUAUAUCUGUUUUAUUAUGUUGUGGCUGUGCAGCUUUAGAAAUGCCUGAAUGUUGAAAGGAUAAUUUGCUUGCAUGACUGUUUUUUGUUUUUAAACAUGCAUUCAUCUAUUUUCUCAUAUUUUCUUUUUCUUUGUGUUCAAACUUAUAACUUUUUACCAUUUCAAAUACAUAUAAUCACUGACAGCCAGAGAGAACUUUCAUGAAUGAAUGUAUUAAGUAUGAUCCCCCUCCAUUUUAAACACAAAAGAUGGAAAACUUAUCUUUUGUUUUGUUUACAUCUUUGAAAUGAUGAAUCCUUAAAUAUUCAAAUCCAAAUAGUUUGUUAUUAGACCUUUUGAGUCGCUUGAAUGUCAUGAUUAUUUGUUUCAGUCCAUCAUUUGUUGUCUUAUUGCAAAGUUCUUUAAAUUUUAACCAUGGACUUCUACUUUAGACCCACUUUACAAGUAUUAUUGAACUGUGCUUCAGAGCAUUUUAUAGCAUUUACAAUGAAAUUUUAAUCCAUUGUGAAGAGGGAUAUAUGUGUUUACUAAUGAAUUUUUAUCAGCUGUUAUUUAACUCAGUAGAACUAUAAGCUUAAGUUUUAUGAGCUUUUCUGAUCAUCUGUUGUCUCUCGUUCAUACGUCUACCAAUUGAGCUCUAAACUUAAGCCAGUUUCGAUAUUUCUAUAACCAAAACAUGAAUUUCAACAAGAAGGGUUAUUUUUCAAAUAAGAGCCACACUUUCUUUCAAGAGAAGAUAAUUUAGAAGUGGAAAAAUUCGUUUCAUUUUUUACAGAUCUUUUUUUUUCAAAAACCAUUAGACUGCAGAAAACAAAACUUCAGAAAAAGAUUCUUUGGUAGAGUAAGUGAAACCUUUCACAAAAGAAGCCAGGAUUAAUCAAAUCAGUAUGUGCAUUCUUAGACAAUGCAUAGAUAUUUUUUUCAAAUCUUGGCUUCUAAAUAAGAGAGGAGCUACAAAGGGAUUUCUGUAGUUAGAGAUUUACUAGGGGAAUGUAUCUAUAGGGAAAUCUAUUAAAAUAUUUCCAAUAAAAAAAACGAUUUUUUCUAACUUUAACUUAAAUCAUGGCCACAGAGGGUAGUAUGAGGCUAGAAAAAUCAUUCAGUGUUUCAUAAAAACAUUAUAAAAUGCAAAAAUCUUUUCAAGAGUUGCCAAGGCACUCAUUAUCUUGCUAACAUUCCCAAAUUGUGCAAGCUGUGUGGAUUCAAUUUAGGGGCUAAAAUUGAAAAAUACAUAUUAAGCAAUGCAUUUGUUAAAAAAAAAAAAAUAUUUUUCUUCUAGAACAGCAAGGCCAUCUUUGACACAUUGAUAAAGAUUGGUAAAAUCAUGACCCCUCAGAGCUAAGGCUGGGGCAUAAUAUGGCAAUAUCAUUUAAUUUUUUUUUACAAAUAAUGUGUGAAAAGCAAUGUUCUAAAUAGGUGAGUUUUUGGGGUCCCUUGUUGAAAUUAUAUCUGUUAUCUUAAUGCUUUAUUGAUUUAAAGAUAUUUGGAAUUAUCCAUUAUUAUUUUGUUAUUACCUUGAUUUAAAAAAAAUGUUCAGAUUUAUAUUUUGUUGAAACUUGAUAUACUGAUACAAAUUGGUGAGAACAUUUCAACUGUCAUAAGUUUUUAAAGCAUUAAAACUGUGCCUACUCAUAUUUUUAUUUAUUAUACAUGUAUUUCUUUUGUAAUUAAAUUAUAUCUUUUGAUUUGAUCAAUGUAGUUGUUCCACAUCACCAAUAUGUUAAAAGUUACAGUUGAGAAAUUUUAACAGUAGAGACAAAAUUGGUGCAUCUUAUUGCUAUCAAGCUACAAAGAUUAAAUUUCUGUUGUAAUAUUUAAAGAUUAAAACUUUAUUUAAACUGGAUUUACCAUGACAAUUACAUCAUAUCAUCAUUAUAUAUAUUAUAUUUAUGUAUAUAUUUAUGUACAUUAAAAAUUGCUUUUAUGUAACAAGUUUAUGUCUUUUAUUUUUAUUUUUGCAUAUAAGGCCCCGCAAUUUGUGUGUGCCUUCAAGAGAUCUUUUUACUUUCUUCUCAGGGGAUGUUAUUACCAGUUAAAUGAAAUUUCUGUGUAAGGUUAUCAAUUGCAAUUGCUUGAUUUUCUGAAAACUUAUUAUCAGAGAUUUUAACAAGUGUUAUUUCAAAGACAAAGGUGCAAAAAAAUGGAUUUUUUUUUUAAUUUACACAUAGUGUAAUUGGCACUACUAGCUAUAAUGAGCAAUGGGUAGAUUGCACCUUGUAAGUUAUCAGCAAGCAUCCAUUUGUCCAUUAAGUGCUCAUUCAUGUCUCUUAAUUUUAUUUGCAUAUUUUACUCAGUAAAAAUAAACCUGUUAUUUUUAGCUCUCAUGAGCUGUAUAUAGAGUGGUCUUUUUUCAAUUCAGUUUUUGGUUAACGAAAGGCAUGUGGUUAGACUUGUAAACAUUGCUGAAUGUGUUUAAGAAAAAGGUUAAACUUGUAUGACUCAUUACUUGAAACCAUAAUAAAUACAAUGCAAACGUGUAA
This is a messenger RNA of Saccostrea echinata, 5033 nucleotides long. RefSeq lists its product as uncharacterized. Bases 1 to 1125 code for a protein of 374 amino acids. The transcript has 6 exons. Lineage: Eukaryota; Metazoa; Mollusca; Bivalvia; Ostreida; Ostreidae. The record is from RefSeq and is a predicted model, not a curated record.